CUCAUUACUCAACACAGAAAAAGUCUCCUCUCGAGAAGUUGUAAGAAAACUAAAAAAGAGAAAGCAAUCCAUCCAUCCGAGAUCGAGAGAGGGAUGUCGACGGUGGCCGGAUUGCCGAAAUUCAUGGUGCUGAAAUCCAAGUCCGACGGGAAAUACCUGCACUACCUCUGGAACGACGACUCCUUCGGGCCUUACGUCAACGACCUGGGAUGCAAGCGACUCCUGGACCCGCUCAGCCCUUUCGUGAAGCUGGAGGUCGUCCCGUCCGGAUCCGAUCCGGCCCAUCUGAUCCACCUCCGCUGCUGCCACAACAACAAGUUCGUGAAGCUCGACAGCAGGUACGGCGUGUCCUGGAUCUCCGCCACCGCCAACGGACCGGACGAGAGCACGGCCCGGUCCACCUGCACCCUCUUCCGGCCCAUCUUCCCGCCGGGCGAGCCCAACACGGUCGGGCUCCUGCACGUGCAGACCAACUGCCACGUGCGGACAUUCUUCAACCAGGGCUACAACGACGAUAUCAACGGGGUCGCUUGCGCCUACUCCAACGACGGCCAAGGCAUGCACCGGUUCGAGUUCGCGGCUUGGGAAUCGUACGACGAGAAGAUGGCGUCCAAAGAAGGCGAGACCCGGCAGCUGAGAGCGUCUAACGUGGCGAAUAUGAAUGCUAAAGACGUCGAGAUCCGGCAGCUGAGAGCGUCUAACGCUGCGAAUAUGAGUGCCAAAGACGGGGAGAUCCAGAAGCUUAGAGCGUCUUAUGAGGAGAAGAUGAAGGCUAAAGAUGAUGAGAUCCAGAAGCUGAAAUAUCAGGGCAAGGGCGGUGGCGGCGGCAGCGAUGAGUGUCUGCAAGCUGAUGAGAUAGUGGCGGAGCUGCGGAUGGAGAUAGCGGAGCUGAAAGUGCAGCUGGAAGAUGCGUGCAGGGAGAUUGACGAGUUGAAAGCAGCAUCCGGCUAGUGAUCAUUGCCUAAUCGAUGUCUCAUCGACGGCAUAAACUCUAAUAUACCAAUAUAACAAGCGAAAUGAAAUGGUGGGUUUAUGACAUCGAAUUGUGAAAAACUGUAUUUACUGUCGUUGUUGGCUUACUGGGACAAUAAUUUAUUGGGAAUACC
Linum trigynum is the source of this 1106-nucleotide messenger RNA. The record is from the annotation of a GenBank genome assembly. NCBI's taxonomy places the organism in Eukaryota, Viridiplantae, Streptophyta, Magnoliopsida, Malpighiales, Linaceae.